This is a messenger RNA of Dermacentor andersoni, 843 nucleotides long. RefSeq lists its product as uncharacterized. NCBI's taxonomy places the organism in Eukaryota, Metazoa, Arthropoda, Arachnida, Ixodida, Ixodidae. The record is from RefSeq and is a predicted model, not a curated record.
GUGGGUACUUCCUUUCAAGGGAGGCCAUACGACUGUACGACUCAUCGGGCCAUACUCUCGGUUCAACGUUGUGGCAAAAAGAACUUCGUGAAGAUGGGGCCAGCGACAAUUGUGGCUGUCGCUGCCUAUUUGGCCACGUCUUGUGCUGCAACGCACCACGGGGCAGAUACUACGUGUGAUUUCUCGGGCCUAAGUCUAGACAACGAAGUGUCCCGGGUGAUCGCCAGGCUCCCUGAAAUUCAGGGGUCCCGUCGACAGCAGGACCAGCCAUAUGCACCUGGACUUGAAAUAGCUGGGUUUACAUUGAAGAACCUGAACAAACUCCGUCUGUACGGACCCCUAUUUCCGUACUGCAUCAACGGAACCCGCAUGCUACAAGUAGACUUCGUCAAUGAUGGCGACAUCGUUUUAUCGUUGCCAUGGAAGGUUUGCUCAGGGCACGCUGGUAACUUCAGCCUUAGCGCCUCGUUCUCCCGGUUUACCGCACAGUUCCGCAUCCUUGAGUCUUCUGGCGAUGGCGUCAAACUGGAACUGCUGGGUCGCAUUGUUCCUGUGACAACGGAAGGCCUCCGCGGUGUUGUCGGUGGUGCCGGUAGUGAGGUGCGCUUGGCCUUUCAAAUCCUGAGCGCCGUCUUCCCUAGCGUAGUCAAUGAAGUGUGGUACUGGGAAUUUUCUAUUGCAUUUGAUAGAGCCUUGCGCAAAGCCAUCGAGUAAGUGAUUUUCUAGACUGAAAUAAAUGUCGCUACACAAAAGUACCACAUGGUAAACUUGCUGAAGCUUGCCGUAUAAGUAUAUCAUUGUGCGCUCUCGUGCAUUCUAGUAGAAUAAACAUACCAAAAUGUA